GGACAAAAUCAAAGAGAUGCAGGGCUUCUUUGGUCUGGAGCAGACUGGUACUCUAGACCCCCAGACCCUGGCUGUGAUGAGAAGGGACAGGUGUGGAGUUCCAGAUGUAGAGAACUUCAGUGUUUAUCCUAAAAGAACCAAGUGGAGGAACAAAACAAUCACAUACAGGAUUGAGAAGUACACCCCUGAUCUUACAAGAGAGGAAGUUGAUAGAUCCUUCCACUUGGCACUAAAACUCUGGAGUGAUGCUGCCCCGCUGAACUUUGUCAAAGUGAACAAUGGAAAAGAAAACAUUGCACUCACCUUCGCAUCAAGAACUCAUGGAGAUUUUUUCCCUUUUGAUGGCCCCAAGGGGGUGCUAGCCCAUGCCUUUGAGCCAGGGCAAGGUAUGGGGGGAGAUGUGCACUUUGACGAAGAUGAAACUUGGACAACGGGCCAAGAAAAUCCGGGUUAUAACCUAUUCACUGUUGCUGCCCACGAGUUAGGCCAUUCCCUGGGACUCUCCCAUUCUAAAAACCCCUCAGCACUUAUGUACCCAAACUACAAGUAUUACGACAGUGCAAAGUACACACUGCCAAGAGAUGACGUGAUGGGUAUCCAGGCAUUGUAUGGCAAGCCUAUCAUAAAACAGGAAACAGUUACCAUCCCUAGAAAGUGUGACCCCAACUUCUCAGUUGAUGCUGUGGCGGUGAUCGGGAAUGAGAUUGUAUUCUUCAAAGACAGAUAUAUGUGGAUGAGGACAACAUGGUCAACGUACUGGAACCAGCUGAGGGAAGGGUUUAGUAGCACAUACCUUCCUGGCAUCAACUCUGCUAUAAAUGCGGCCUAUGACAUCCCAGCCAAGGGAGUGGCGUACAUCUUCACUGGUCCCAAGUACUGGGUGGUUCAACAGCUAAAGAUGAAAAGUCAUUUUGGCUCAAUCUAUGAGUAUGGAUUUCCAUCCACAGUGAGGCACAUCGAUGCUGCUGUUCAUGUCAGUGGCUAUUGGAAGACAUUCUUCUUUGUUGGACAGGUUUAUUAUAGGUAUGAUGAAAACAAAAGGAAGAUGGACCCAGGGUUUCCAAAAAGUUUCCCUUUGGACUUGCUUGGCAUUGUGAGGAAGGUUGAUGCAGCGUUUGAAUUAGAAGCUCCUACCACAACCCCAAAUGUGACAGAGGAGACACUUGCUGAGGAAUAUCUAUCCAAGUAUUACACUGAUGUUGGGGUCUAUAAUUCGACCACUCGGAAUGUAGCCCAGACCUCGUUCAACCAGACCUUGGAGGUCAUGCAGGCAUUCUUUGGUCUGGAAGUGACAGGCAGACUGGAUCAGAAAACCCUCAAGUUGAUGAAGGAGCCAAGGUGUGGUGUGUCAGACAUCAGCAGAUAUGGACACUUCCCUGGGAGACCCAAAUGGGAGAAGAGAACUAUUACAUACAGAAUCACUGAAUACACACCAGACUUGAGCCGGAAUCAAGUUGACUCAACUAUAGCUCAGGCCUUCAAGCUGUAUAGUGACGUAAUUCCACUGGAUUUUAAACAGAUUGAAUCUGGCACCGCCGACAUCAUGAUACUCUUCAAAGGCGGAUAUCAUGGGGACUUUUAUCCUUUUGAUGGACCCAGUGGAGUUUUGGCCCAUGCCAACUCACCUGGACAGGGCCAAGGUGGAGACACACAUUUUGACGAUGAUGAAUAUUGGACUCUGACUCAGAAUGGGGUGAAUCUGUUGCUGGUUGCAGUCCAUGAGUUUGGCCAUGCCCUGGGACUGGAUCACUCCAGAGACAGGAAGGCUUUAAUGUUCCCCACCUAUCAGUACGUCAACACGAACAGAUACAAGCUUCCCGAUGAUGAUAAGCGUGGGGUGCAGGCCCUCUAUGGAACCCGUACACCCGAUCCCAAGCCAGAACCCAAACCAGAGCCUCCGGUUCCUGAACCAGAAGAGCCAAGUGAACCAGACCCCAAUCCUGGCCCCGGGCCCAACCCAAAAGACCAACAGUGUGACCGGGAUCUUGUGUUUGAUGCAGCCACUUCCAUGUGGGGAGACCUGUACUUUUUCAAAAAUGGGUACUACUGGAGGAAGAGUACACAAAUCAGUGGAAUUGCUCUCACUAAAGUGACCACCAAAUGGUCACAAAUUAACUAUGUUGAUGCUGCCUAUGAGGUCCAACAUCGGAAUGUGGUAUACCUUUUUGAAGGUAAUAAGUACUGGGGUAUAGAGGCCUAUGCAAAGACAAUGAUCCCGGGCUAUCCAAAACCCAUUUCCACACUUGGAUUCCCAUCAUCUGUCAAUAAGAUAGAUUCAUCAGUGUAUGUUCACUCAACACAAAAGACCCUCUUCUUUGUGAACAACCAAUACUGGAGCUACAAUGAGGCCAGACGUGAAAUGGAUUCUGGAUACCCUAGAUUAAUAACUCAGGAUUUCCCAGGCAUUGGCUCAAAAGUGGAUGCUGCCUUUGAGAACUAUGGUAAGAGAAUGAAAACCACGGACACCCCUCUCUCCCCUAUGGACCCUCUGAACACACUUUCAAACUUUGAAUCAGAGAUGGAGCCGGAUGGACAGGGAAACUACUCACUCUUCCCUGCCUUGGACAGCAUGGCUAGUCUGUCAGGAACCUCAGAAACUCUGGAAACUGAUGCAACCACCGAUGUUGCAGACAAACCCAACCUCACGUGGUUGGAUGCAGCACAGAUUGUCUUGGAGGAAGCUGGGCGUCCCAUGCACAUUAAAGAGAUCAAACAGAGGAUUAUCGAUAGGGGAUUAGUUCAAUCCAAUGCCAAAUCAAGCCUUGAAGCUGUUAUGUAUCGAGAGACGGAUGACGAGAGGCAACAGGCUUUACAGGCCUUCAGCACCCAGUCCUUCCUGGGCUCUCCUCCCCAGACGGCCUUCUCCAGCUCAGGUUCUGCAGCCUCCUUGCCCCCUUUCCCUUCACCUACAGGCUCCUCUGAGCCCAGGUCCAGAGCCAAGAAAGGCCCACGGAAGAACCAGAACGAGAAGUACCGACAAAAGUACCUCAGACUUCGCAAAGCUGCACGGGCCAUGAUAUUUGAGAAUGCAGCACUCUGCGACGAGGUCGCCCACCUGGAGGAGAAGUUUGUUCGGGCAAAAGAGGAACGCAGGUUCUUACUGAAAACAUUGUUGCAGUACCAGUCUCUGUCUGAUGGGGAUAUCCAGACUGCCCCCAGUACCAGCUCUCACACCCUGGCUAGCUUCAGCGGUGGGCCCCCUGGGGGCUCCGUCCUGCCUGGAGGGCACCCCAGCACGUCAGGGGGAGACGAUGGCCUCCCAAAAAAGCCCAAGAAGGAGAGAAAAGAACGAGGGAGGGAGAAUGGAAAAGAUGAAGUUUCUAAAAAGAUGGGUAAGAAGCGCAAGCUUGGCGACGGGGGUUCCCGUAAGCUGGUCCAGCCCAUUCCUCUGGACUCAUCUGGGCGUCCUGUCUUCCCUAUCGUGCUGGGGGGUCUGACCGUGUACAGCCUGGGGGAGAUCAUUCCAGAUCGGAUGUUGUUCCAUGACCAGUGUGCCAUCUACCCAGUGGGCUUCUGCAGUACCCGUGUGUUUGCCAGUAUGAAGAACCCUGAUCAGCAGUGCCUCUUCACCUGUCAAAUCAAAGAUGGGGGUGCAGGACCACAGUUUGAGAUUGUGCCUGAAGAUGACCCUCAGAAUGCCAUAGUUGCCUCUUCUGCCCUGACCUGCCACUCAAACCUUCUGAAGGCCAUUGGAGUGAUGAGGUCAAAGUCUGUCAACCCCAUUAUGCCGUCAGGGGCAGAUUUCUUCGGCUUUUCCCAUCCCACAAUCCAGAAUCUGAUCCAGAGCUGUCCUGGAGCACGCAAGUGUGUCAAUUACCAAUGGAUACGCUUCGAGGUGUGUCGCCCCGGUGACGGGCAGGUUCCACACAGCCUAUCAGAAGAUGACGCCUCAGUCAAUUUUGAGGCGUACCAGAGGCACCAGGCCAUCGAUGAAAGUGUGAAGACAGACAACAGCAUGGCAGGUUCAACUCCAAAAUCUCCCAGUUCCUCUCGUCAGCAUCUCCUGAGCUCACCAUCUACCUCUUACUUCAGUUCCUAAGAAGCCCUCCAAAAACACCACAAGCUUUGAAGAACCGUCAAAUAGAGAGACUAUACAGACCUUGUUUCAAAGGAAGAGUUACUGGACUACUUUUGCGGAACUGAAACUAAUAUUCAUUAUAACCUACAUGACACCAAGGAGGACAGAAUUAAGUUUCCUUGUAGGACAUGUCCAGCAAAUGAAAAAGUUGUUUUCCAAUUGUAGCACCCUCUGCUGGGGUUUUUGAUGUACAAGUAAAGUUGUAAAUGUGUAAAAGUAAAGUUGGCACUUGAGAGUUGAUUUAUUGAACAACCUUAGAGCUCCUGGUCUGUUUUAACAUUUAAAUAAAAAUAAUCUUAUGUUACAUUUUCCUGAUAAUCACAAUAAUAUCGAUUUAUGGGUUUGAUUUAGGGAUGCUCAUAGUUAACCGUUAACUGACAAUACAAAUGUUUCCUGAUUUAAUACUAUUGGUUAAACAGUGUUGCCAAUUUACCGACAAUUUUGCUAGAUCUAGCAAUUUUUCACCUUCCCUAGUUGAAUCAAUACAAUGGCAAUCUGUUAGAAAUCAGUUUUUGUUCUGUUGUUUUCUGCAACUAUAGUUGAGCUACUAUUUACUUAAUAAACCCAGGGGAUUUUUGUUG
Osmerus eperlanus (European smelt) is the source of this 4659-nucleotide messenger RNA. It is a transcript of the gene fyrd1, whose product is annotated as transforming growth factor beta regulator 1. Gene Ontology annotation, biological process: regulation of DNA-templated transcription; proteolysis; extracellular matrix organization. Gene Ontology annotation, cellular component: nucleus; extracellular matrix. NCBI's taxonomy places the organism in Eukaryota, Metazoa, Chordata, Actinopteri, Osmeriformes, Osmeridae. Gene Ontology annotation, molecular function: zinc ion binding; metalloendopeptidase activity. The transcript is spliced from 30 exons. The record is from RefSeq and is a predicted model, not a curated record. Bases 17 to 4039 code for a protein of 1340 amino acids.